CGAUUUUUGAUUUUACGAAAUAAAGGUUUCGAUCAUUUGGCAUAUUUCUCGUUUCUGACCAUUUUUGGGAUUUACCCUUUUGAUAUUUUUUUACGAUGUUUUAUUUCCGGGGGACACGCCCUCUUUGUCGCGGGCCACCUUGUCGCGACCACCUUGUCGCGACCACUUUGUCGCAGGCCACCUUGUCGCAGGCCCACCUUGUCGCAGGCCACUUUGUCGCAGGCUUUUUUUGUUUUUUAUUUUUAGGUCGGCCUAAACUUUGUUCGCCAUGUGCCGUGCUUAAUCCCACUGCUACAACGAUGGGAAUUUUGAAAAGUUGAUUUCCGCCAGUUUCUGACUG
Meloidogyne enterolobii is the source of this 340-nucleotide messenger RNA. NCBI's taxonomy places the organism in Eukaryota, Metazoa, Nematoda, Chromadorea, Rhabditida, Meloidogynidae. The record is from the annotation of a GenBank genome assembly.